AACGGAAGCCCUGUCAGCCUCGGGAGAUAAAUCCAAUAUCGGACUUCCCUUUCUACGCGGAAUUUGAUCAUUAUUAUUCUUGAUUGAUGAUUAUUGAUACUAUUACUCCCAUAUGUGUCAGAGUAGAAAGUCAAAUUGAGAUUAACUUUAUUUACUGAACUUAGACGUUGUCGGUGACCGGGUAAAUUUUGCGCUUUUAACGUUGACUUAAGAUACGUUCCUCAGCCUGAAGGCACAUCGUGAAAUCUUCCGGAACAACGGCGCUGUCGCCAGUCUGAAGCUGCUUAUUUUUAACCACAUACGUUUUGAGAGGCCAUAAGGACUUUGUUUUAGUUAACGUUAAUUUGAGGAAGUGUGUCGUUCCAAUCGCCGAAAGAGGACGCCACUGUCCGAUAAUGGACCCCUUGUCAUGGUUUAUCGUAAGGCAUGGAUUGACCUAUUCACUAACGUUAACGCUAAAUACUGCAGCUAAUCAUUUUCAGUCGCCUCUGGUCCCAACACGGGUGUAUACGGAACCAAACGCAAAGACAACCCAACCUCAAAAAUUUGCUUUAACGUUACUUAGCUGACUAUCUAGAUGGCUACCGAUGCCAGCUGGAUAGGGUUUUGUUGGCAGUUGCUGUCUAACUCUAACCUACUUGCUCUGCCAUCCGCAGUAACGUACGUGAGCUGAAGCUAACUUAGCUAACGUUAGAUGUGCCAUAUGGUCGAGCUGUAAGCAUUGAUUAGUGUGGUCCGUUCACAAUUGGAUUAGCCGACGUCUGUUCCCACAAGCAACUGUCAAAACAUUGUAGUAGCGGUAGUUUAAUGUAAAUCACCUGCCAACGUUUGUAUAUCAAACAGCUUGAAAUAAAGCUAUCCCAUUGUAACAAGUUGCAGCUCAGUUACUUUGUAGUAACUUUAACGCUAGUCUGUCAUGUUGACAUGUAAAGUUGAUAGAGCAGCGAGCACACAGUAGCCAACAUGUAGCUUUUUAUAUACAGUCUAUGGUAGCUACAUAUUAGCCUCAUUGAUACCCUUUACACAGGCGUCAUCAUGUUAGUUUUCUUUUAUCUUGGUAACAACUAUCUUGGUCAGACCCAGUACAGUACCUGUUAAACUGAACAAAACAUGCCUGUGUGUGAGAUUAAACCUUUCAUUUCAUACCAUGCCAGUUUCAACACCUGUACCAAACACCCCUGCUCUCCAUGAUUAAAUAAACAUUUACUUUACCUUGUUUUUCUACUGAUAAACCCGCGUUGUAUGAAUAGGGAGCCUUGUGGUCAGAGCAGCAGAAGUGAAGGACCUGCCCGUCAAUGGCCAACCCCACCCCUCAGCUUGAUGUACUGUGACAGAGAACUGUGUGGACCACAAAUACUGUAGCCAGUUGCCAUGGAGGACACUAACCCAGCACCCAAACCUGCUACCCCGGCGCGGAGCCCCGCGCACAGUCCAGCACCCAGUCCAGCACCCAGUCCAGCACCCAGUCCAGUACCCAGUCCAGUACCCAGCCCACUGCUUGACUUUAUUGCUUUGCCUGCAGCAAACCAUGUGGAGCACCUAAAUGUGAACCAGAUCCAGGUGGUGGUACGGCGCUGUUCCAGUCCAAAUGUCACAGAGGAGACCACCUAUUUUAUUCCUCGAAACCCUGUGGUGGAUGCUGGCACCAACACAGACCCGCCAGUGGUCUGCUGCCCCUUGCUCCACAGAUUUUGCCCAUGUCCACCAAGAGGUCUUCUGGCUUCUCUCAUCACUAAAGUCCUUUUGGCAGCUGUGCUCUUUGGAGUGGUGUGGUCUAUCACAGAGGAUGAAUGUCUUCCGGGGGGCAACCUGUUUGGCAUCACGAUCCUCUUCAUCUGUUCGCUCAUCGGUGGCAAACUUGUGGCUCUCAUCCGUCUGCCCAAACUUCCACCGUUCCCACCACUUCUUGGUAUGCUGCUGAUGGGUUUCCUGCUGAGAAACAUCCCAGUUAUAACGGACGGCGUGUACAUUGACUUCAAAUGGUCUGCAUCAUUGAGGAACGUUGCUCUGGCCGUCAUUCUGACCAGAGCAGGUCUGGGUUUGGAUCCCACGGCUCUGAGGAAACUAAAAUCUGUGUGUAUACGUGUGGCAGCUGGGCCCUGCAUCAUAGAGGCAUGCACCACAGCUCUGAUCUCUCAUUUCCUCUUGGGCUUGCCCUGGGUGUGGAGCUUCAUCCUUGGCUUUGUGCUCGGCGCUGUGUCUCCAGCAGUGGUGGUUCCCUCCAUGCUGCUGCUGCAGAAGGAUGGUUACGGCGUGGAACAGGGCAUCCCCACUCUGUUGAUGGCUGCAGGCAGCUUCGACGACAUCCUCGCCAUCACAGGGUUUACCACAUGCUUGGGCAUGGCCUUCGCCACAGGCUCCACUUGGUACAACCUCCUGAGAGGUGUGCUGGAGGUCGUAGGUGGGACUGUUGCUGGGAUCCUCCUUGGCUUCCUCAUCCAGUACUUUCCGAGUGUUGACCAGAAACAUAUAGUAAUGAAGCGCUCCUUCUUGGUCCUGGGUCUGUCCGUGUUUGCCGUGUUCGGCAGUGCCGUGGCUGGCUUUCCUGGCUCGGGAGGCCUCUGCACCCUGGUGCUGGCAUUCCUAGCUGGCCUUGGCUGGGGGUCGGAAAAGGCCCGUGUGGAGGAAGUGGUGGGAUGGGCGUGGGACGUGUUUCAGCCUUUGCUGUUCGGACUGAUAGGAGCAGAGAUUCGAGUCUCUGAAUUGGAGGGACACACAGUUGGUCUGGGUAUAGCCACUCUGCUCAUUGGCCUGCUGGUUCGACUCCUGUUCACCUUUGUCUGUGUGUUUUGUGCGGGCUUUAACAUGAGGGAAAAAGUGUUUAUAGCCCUGGCGUGGAUGCCCAAAGCCACAGUGCAGGCGGCCAUCGGUUCCACGGCUUUAGACAUGGCCAGGACGAAGGAUGACAAGCAGCUGCAGAAGUACGGCAUGGAAGUGCUGACUGUGGCUGUGCUGGCCAUCCUUCUCACUGCCCCUGUAGGAGCUCUUAUCAUAGGCCUCACUGGACCUCGCCUGCUACAAAAACCAAAGAACUCCUGUGGUGAGCGAGUCAAACCCAAUUUAUCAGCUUUCUUCUUAGGCACUGCAGCAGGAGGUGACGAAGACAAUGACACUCCUGUCACCUAUGAGAGUACACUCUGACAUCACCCGUCUUCAUCCAGUAAGCAAGAACAUUUCUAGGAGACUUCCUUGAGCUUUCCGUUAGCCACCAAGUGGCUCUGUUUGUCUCUCUCUGUCUGCUGGUCAGCUCCUGAUAUUUGCCAUGCUGCAGGAGCACAUGAAUCACUCUGUAUUUUUAGCUUCUUGUGGUUUCCCAGCAUCAGGCUCCAAACAAAUGACCCACAUCCCAGGGUCUGCUGUCAUCAUGUAUGAAUUGUAUACAUGAGGUGGUUUUGUUUCUCAUCCCAAAUGAACAUCUAAUCAGAUAUAUUGGUGUGAGGCAUGAAUAUGGUUUACAUUUUUUGUAAAGGCGGAUAUUGUUCCUCCCUGUUAUAUUCACUGAAUCUGCUAUUUGCUCAUUUUUUAUGAUUACACUUAAGUAAACCAUCUAGUGUAUUUGGAAAAAAAUGGUAAUGCUGUAUUUUAUUGUAAGCAGUUUACUUGGAGGGCUUCAUAAUUGAAUGUACCGAGAGUAGCUAUAUUUUUUUGUUUUAGACUACACAGUUGACAGGUUUGUCUUUAGGUGUUCUGAGUACAGUAUUUUUACCGAUUUGUGUUUGUGUAUUUUUGCGCAUAUUGUAAUAAAAUAUGUAUAUGCUGUGUGAUUUGAUGAAAAGGGGUUGUGUAGUU
Micropterus salmoides (largemouth bass) is the source of this 3789-nucleotide messenger RNA. RefSeq names its product sodium/hydrogen exchanger 9B2. Lineage: Eukaryota; Metazoa; Chordata; Actinopteri; Centrarchiformes; Centrarchidae. Gene Ontology annotation, molecular function: antiporter activity. Bases 1372 to 3141 code for a protein of 589 amino acids. Gene Ontology annotation, cellular component: membrane. The record is from RefSeq and is a predicted model, not a curated record. The transcript is spliced from 12 exons. Gene Ontology annotation, biological process: proton transmembrane transport.